Molecule: messenger RNA, 926 nt
Organism: Ostrea edulis (European flat oyster)
Lineage: Eukaryota; Metazoa; Mollusca; Bivalvia; Ostreida; Ostreidae
Product: microfibril-associated glycoprotein 4-like
Exons: 6
Coding region: 14-880 (288 amino acids)
Source: RefSeq, a predicted model, not a curated record
GACCUUCAGCACUAUGAAGUCUCUCAUCCUCCUGUGUGUAUUUGUUAUCCUGCCGGAUAGAACAACGACGGACAAGACCCAUCCGAUAAUUCAGAAAAAGCUGAAACAGCAGCUGGAAAACACACCCUGGACAUGGAAACUAGCGGAAUCCCGCAUUCAGAAAGAUAACCCUGUUUCCUUCAAUGUAAAUCUUCUUUCCACCUACAAAGUGACUGGAAUCAUUAAGGACAAAUACCCAAUGAUGAGAGACUGUGCAACUAUAUUGAAGAAUAAUCCAAACAAAAAGCAUCUGGACGGAGUGUAUGUCAUUUAUCCGGAUCUUAAAAUAAAGAAGCACGUGUACUGUGACAUGACAACAGAAGGAGGCGGCUGGACGGUUAUUCACAAACGAAUAGAUGGAUCUACCGAUUUUUACAGAGACUGGAAAGCCUACAAAACUGGAUUUGGUAACGCCAAUCACAAUUAUUGGAUAGGAAAUGAUGUUCUACAUUUGCUGACCAAAUCAGGCAACCACGUUCUUCGUGUGGACCUACAGAGAUAUAACGGUCAGAAGGCGUAUGCUAAAUACUCCAAGUUUUCUGUUGGUGACGAACACAGCAAAUACAGAUUGACUGUGUCUGGAUACAGAGGCACUGCAGGAGACGGUUUAAGUUACCACAAUGGGAUGAAGUAUACCACAAAAGAUCAAGAUAAUGACAAAUAUAACGGAAACUGUGCUACGUUUUAUAAAGGAGCGUUCUGGUUUAACAGUUGUUAUCGUACCAACCUCAAUGGACAGUAUGCCAACACCGCCGUGGUUAGUAAUAACCACAUGAACUGGUCUUACUGGACGAAAACAAACGAAGCAUUGAGAAGAACAUCCAUGAUGAUCCGACCAUAGCAAGAUAUGCAGUCUGUCAACACGAUUAAUAAACUUUGUAAACGAA